Molecule: messenger RNA, 797 nt
Organism: Arachis duranensis
Lineage: Eukaryota; Viridiplantae; Streptophyta; Magnoliopsida; Fabales; Fabaceae
Product: fasciclin-like arabinogalactan protein 3
Exons: 1
Coding region: 69-707 (212 amino acids)
Cellular component (GO): plasma membrane
Source: RefSeq, a predicted model, not a curated record
GAAAAGGGAGAAAUAAACAAAACCCCUUUUCUUUUCCAAUAAAAAACAAUAACAAAAUAAUAAAAAAAAUGGGUUCGAGAAACACCUCUGUUCUGUGCUUGGCACUUUUCCUAGCUUUCUCUUCAUGCAUUCAUGGGUUAGAUAUCACCAGCGCACUCAGCAAAUACCCAGAAUUCACCAAGUUCAGCAAGUACCUCACCGAAACCAAGCUUGUUGAUCAAAUCAACGGCCAGAAAGCCGUUACCGUCCUCGCCCUCAGCGACGACGCACUCGCCUCCCUUGACGGGAAGCCCCAGGACUACAUCAAGGCAGUCCUGGCCAACCACGUGGUUACCAAUUACUACGACGAGAAGCUUCUCGUCGCAGCAGUUGGUAGCCACGAGAAGUUGGCGACACUCUCAUCUUCUGGAAUCUUCGUCAACUUGAUAAACGAUGGCGAGGUGGCUUUUGCACCCGCCGAGAAAGAACAGUAUGAGAGCAAGCUCGUCAGAACCGUUGACACUCAACCCGAAUCACUUUCAAUCUUGGAGGUUCACCAGCCUAUUUUUGCUCCAUCCGCCGUUGCCAACGCCGUCGCAGCCACCGUGUCGUCGGAAGGGAAGAAGGUUCAAGAAGCAGCAGCCGGUAUUAGCGGCGGUUGUCGCGUCGAGAUGGGGCUCUUUGGCGGAGUAGUUAUUGCCUUGGUUUCGCUCUUUGCUUCAUUGUAAAGUUAUGAUUAAUGAUGACAUGAACAACGUAGCAAAUAAUGCUAUUGUUUUGUUGUUAUAGUGAGGAUAAGAGGAAAGUAUGGUAAAAUU